CGUACCCGGAAGUAAUUGUGCGCAGUAGCGGCUGCAGCUAGCAGCGGCUAACAGUCCCAGCAGCUCCUCCGAGAGGACAGACGGAACGACAGACAGGUGUGUCUGUGGAUGGAAGUGUGCAGCUCUGCAAUGGGACCAGAGCGCGUCUUACCGAGCUCCGAGGACGAGCUGGGAGAGGACGAGCGACCGACGGACGGAACGCUGCCGCCGGGUGCCAUGUGGGGUGGGGGGGAUGGGGAGGAGGAGGCAGUGGGGGAGAUGGAGCUGGAUGGCGAGGAGGAGGAAGACGAGGAAGAUGGCAGUGGGGGAGGGUACUACUACCAGCCUCUGAACCAGGAGCCCGACGGUGUGAACGGUGGCGAACAGCCAGAGGAUAACGAGCGGGGGGAGGAGACGGGGGAGGCGGCCUCCCACUCCGAGCAGCUGCAGCAGGUGCAGCAGCGGAUAGAGGUGUUGGGGCUGCACCUCCCCGAAGCUCCGCCUCCUGACAGCGACGAGGAAGAGGACCCCGAAGGAGCAGCUUCUGAGAGGAGCCGCGCCUCCAUCCCCAUGGACGCAGAUCACGUCGAGCUGGUGAAGAGGACGAUGGCGGCCGUGGCGCUGCCAUCUUUGGGUGUGCCGCCGUGGGCGCGGGAGAUCUCCGACGACCAGUGGAAGGACAUGGUGCGUGACACGCUGCAGAGCCGACAGAGCGCCGCCGCCCUGCGCAAACCUCCCCGGGCCCUGAACGCACCACAAGAACUACAUCAACUCUGAACUCUGACUGUCCUUGAAUGCACCACAUAGACAUCACCAUCACCGCGGGACCCUGAACGCAUCGCGACCAUUCCUACAGAUUAAUAGACUGAGCCCGAGCCCCCAGGUGACAUUGGACACCUGAGCUGAGCUCACCUGUAGCUCAUUAUGACCACUUCAGGGCCCAAAGAUAAAUACAGUGCUUUGUUUCUCCAGAGAAGUGUAAUUUAUUGAAGCCCGUAAAGAUUCCAGGUGAUCAAUAUGGUAAUUAUGAAUAAUCAAUUAACAGUUUCAGUGAGUGAUUGUUCUGGUGUUUGUUUGUCACUGGAUAAAAAAUCAGAUAUGUAACUGACAAUAAUGUCGUUUACUAACUUUAAAAUCAUACAGAUAUAUAAAUCAGUUAUUGAUCACUGUUUGAUAACUCAUGCCUGACUUAUUUUGCACCUGUGUGAAAACACCUUCCUAUCUUUCCCUUUCCAAAUAAAAGCGUCACACCGGCGCACGGUGUAAAUGUAGUUUCACUGGAAUAUUUUUUUUCUUGUCUCUGUGACGAGUUUUUAAACUGAAGUGGAAGAUCAAAUAAAGUCCGACUUCAAUGUUU
Molecule: messenger RNA, 1336 nt
Organism: Neolamprologus brichardi
Lineage: Eukaryota; Metazoa; Chordata; Actinopteri; Cichliformes; Cichlidae
Gene: mea1
Product: male-enhanced antigen 1
Biological process (GO): spermatogenesis
Source: RefSeq, a predicted model, not a curated record